UCGGACGCUCGUCACAUCCCGCCAGAGCCCCAAUCACGGAUUGCGAACUCGGCGCGGUGCGGGGCCGUUGCCCGCCCGCUGCGUUCUUGGUCUCGCUGACCCGGAUCUCGGAGCAAGUACCCCGGAGCAGGGAUGGGGUUGCAGGGAGGCGAGGAGGACCCGGGGUGCCGCAGACGGGGACAACCUUCCGAAGUGCGAGAGGGACCCGGGAGGGUGCCAGCCGCUCUGUGCCUGCCUGGCGGAGAGGGUCAGCGGAGUUGGGGUGCACGGAGGGAGGAGGGGACCGUAGCCGAGCCCCGUCAGUGCACUCUUGGGCGCACGGUCCGGGCGCCUCUUCCCAGCGGGUUUCUCCGAGUCGUGUCCUCUGGAUUGGGGAGCGCGAAAGGCGAUUAUUUGAGGCGCGCAUUGUACAGAGGGUGGAAAACCUGAUCCCUUGACUCCCCAGAGGGAAACUAAGGUUCUGAGACCUGCGGAGAACUGGACCUUCUCGAUGUCCCUGCAGGGUCGGGAAGGGGAACGCGUCGUUCCGGACUUUGGUGUGACGGCUGCACCUCUGUCCUUGUGCAAACAGGGGAGUCUGAGCACAUCUCAGGGGGUUGGCUCUGGCAGAGAGUAGGGGAAAGCGCCCCUCACCUCCCCGAAGCAACAGUCCCCAUAACCUUCUCCUUCCUUCACCCUACUCGCCCCGAGGCUUUGUUAAACCGAGGUCUCGGAAGGAGGAGAGCCUAGCAGGCGACUGCACCUUGAGCCCACGGACCCCGCUCAGCACUGGCCCCAGGCCUGCCGUCGUCGGUUCCCAGCCUCUGGCCCUGUUUCACUGGCCUCGGAGACCCGCCUCCGCUCCCCAGCCCCCGUUCCCACCCCCACUCUGUCUGCGCCUGCAGGCCCCUCCAGCCCCUCCUCCCGCUAACGUGGCUCUGGGACCCGGUCCCGGCCCAGACUCUGCUACCCGCCCCUCUCGGAGCCCCAGAUCCAGUGAAGGGGAGACACGUCGAGCUCUGGCCCUGGGCCCACCUUAUGCCAGGGUCUAGACACCUGGAUUAUCUUCGUUGGGGGUUGGGUGGGAGGGAGGGCAGGUUAGGAGCCAGGCGCUGAGAGGGUGGGAGAAAUGUCUUGGAGAGGGAAUGUGCCUUAAGCCUGUUCCUCGAGGAUUCUCCGUGUGCUGCCUACCCCCUCACCUCUCCUCUGCUCCCCCAGAGGAAGGUGGACUGGGGCGGGCAACCAGCCUGAGAGCUUCCUGCUAUUGUCCCUAGCCCAGGCUCCCCUUCUCCAUCCCUUCCCCAGCACCCCCUAGACUCUGGUUAUGACCCUGGCCACUCCCCAGAGGUGGCUGCAAGGGCUAGGAGGAGUGAGAAGGGCUGUUUCCUCUCCCAGCAAAGGGAGGACCUGGGAGGGGGAGAAAGCCGGCCAGGCCUCCCCCAUUUGCUUCAGAUAGGGGGUAUUCUGCAGCUGGGAUUGGUCCCAGGAGAGGGAGCCUUUCCCCAGGUCCUGGGUGGGAUGGGGAUUGCGUAGAUGCUGUUCCUCUAAAAACAGAUAUGGGAAGCCCUCCUAAAGAUCUAUCAUACUUAAGUCUAGGGGACCAAUGCAAAGGCCAACCAAGUGUUUUCAGAGGCUGGACUAAUCCAGUGUAAAUUGGGGGUGGGGUGCAGUGACAUUGGGUGGGAAGGAGGCAGGACCUGCUCUCUGGGAAGGAGGAAGGGGCUGGGGGUGCUGGCUAUCAGAGCAUUUUGCCUAGAAAUGAAGAGCAUGUAAAUGAGAUGCAAAUUAGCCUCUAUUGUCCCUAGCUAGGGCGCUUUUGCUAAGAAGACUGCUGGAUUCUGAGGGUUUUAAUGUGGGAGUGGUCAUCAUGCCCCAUGGACUCUCAGGGUCAAUCUUUCCCCCAAGAAUGGUCCUGCCAUUCCAGGAGUUUCUGGCUAGGGGCCAGCCCCAACCCCUGCCCUCACAUCUUCAGGCAUGAAGCGGCCAGCACAUUUGUAAUCAACCUCGAUGUCAACCCCCCCACCACCACCACACAUACACUCCCUCUUCCAGGGUAGCAUGUCCCCUACCUUCUCCUGAAUUUUCACAGUUACUUUUAAGGGAUGUGGUAAAGAGGUGUAACUAAGCCUCUUCCCUCCUGUCCCUUCUUCCAUCAGGUCAGAGGUCUCCUAGUUCCCUCAACCCCUCCCCCAGGAGUCACCACCCCAGGGCUGGCAUAUGGGUGAAGGGGCACCCCCUGGGGCCUGAGCUGCCCCGCACAGGAUGCCCUGGGCCCCCCGCUUCAUGCCCUGGUUGCUCCUGCUGCUGGUGCUCUCACUUCCUCACACCCAGACUGCCUUUCCCCAGGACCCCCUCCCUCUGCUGACCUCUGACCUGCAAGGCACUUCCCCAUCAUCCUGGUUCCGGGGCCUGGAGGAUGAUGCCGUGGUUGCAGAACUCGGGCUGGACUUUCAGAGAUUCCUGACCUUGAACCGGACCCUGCUAGUGGCCGCCCGGGAUCAUGUUUUCUCCUUCGAUCUUCAAGCCCAGGAAGAAGGGGAGGGGCUGGUGCCCAACAAGUACCUGACAUGGCGGAGUCAGGACAUGGAGAAUUGCGCCGUGCGGGGGAAGCUGACGGACGAGUGCUACAACUACAUCCGUGUUCUGGUUCCUUGGGACUCACGGACGCUUCUUGCCUGUGGCACCAACUCGUUCAGCCCUGUGUGCCGCAGCUAUGGGAUAACGUCCCUGCAGCAGGAGGGUGAAGAGCUGAGUGGACAGGCUCGAUGCCCCUUUGAUGCCACCCAGUCCAAUGUGGCCAUCUUUGCAGAGGGCAGCCUUUACUCGGCCACAGCCUCGGAUUUCCAGGCCAGUGAUGCUGUGGUUUACAGAAGCCUUGGGCCUCAGCCCGCACUCCGUUCUGCCAAGUACGACUCCAAGUGGCUCAGAGAGCCAUACUUUGUCCAUGCCUUGGAGCACGGAGACCAUGUCUACUUUUUCUUCCGAGAGGUCUCUGUCGAAGAUGCUCGGCUGGGAAGGGUGCAGUUCUCCCGAGUGGCCCGUGUGUGUAAGCGGGACAUGGGUGGCUCGCCUCGGGCCUUGGACCGCCACUGGACAUCCUUCCUGAAGCUGAGGCUCAACUGCUCUGUCCCUGGGGACUCUACCUUCUAUUUUGAUGUCUUACAGGCCUUAACUGGGCCUGUGGACUUUUAUGGCCACCCUGCUCUCUUUGGGGUCUUCACUACCCAGACCAAUAGCAUCCCUGGCUCUGCGGUCUGUGCCUUCUACCUGGAUGAUAUUGAGCGUGGAUUUGAGGGCAAGUUCAAGGAGCAAAGGAGUCUGGAUGGGGCCUGGACACCUGUGUCUGAGGACAGGGUUCCCUCCCCCAGGCCAGGAUCCUGUGCAGGAGUAGGUGUGGCUGCCUUGUUCCCCUCUUCUCGAGACCUCCCUGAUGACGUUCUAACCUUCAUCAAGGCUCACCCACUGCUGGACCCCGCUGUGCCACCUGCUACCCAUCAGCCUCUGCUCACCCUCACCAGCAGGGCCCUACUGACUCAGCUAGCCGUGGAUGGUAGGGCCGGCCCCUACAGUAACACCACUGUCCUGUUCCUGGGCUCCAAUGAUGGGACAGUGCUGAAGGUGCUGCCCCCAGGGGGGCCCGCUGGGGGACGCGAGCCAGUCCUGUUGGAAGAGAUCAAUGCGUACAGCCCAUCCAGGUGCAAUGGGAAGCGGGCAGCCCAAACGGCCCGGCGAGUCAUAGGGUUGGAGCUGGACACCGAAGGUCACAGGCUCUUUGUGGCUUUUUCUGGCUGCAUUAUCUACCUCCCUCUCAGUCGCUGUGCCCAGCAUGGGGCCUGUCGGAGGAGCUGUCUGGCUUCUCAGGACCCCUACUGUGGAUGGCAUAGCUCCAGAGGCUGUGUGGAUAUCAGGGGACCUGGUGGGAAUGAUAUGGAUCCAGCUGGGACCCAGGAAUCCCUGGAACACAGUGACUGUGAAGAUGGAGCUACGGGGAGUCACUCUGGCACAGGGGAUUCUGCUUAUGUGCUUCUGGGUCCUGGCCCUUCCCCUGAGACCCCCAGCCCCCCAAGUGAUGCCCACCCCCGGCCCCAGUUUUCCACUCUUGGAGCUCACACUCAGGCAGGCGUGCGCCGGGACCUCCCCCCAGCCUCAGCCUCCCUCUCCGUCCCCAUCCCACUCCUCCUGGCCUGUGCUGCUGCAGCCUUCGCCCUGGGCGCCUCGGUCUCUGGCCUCCUGGUCUCCUGCGCUUGCCGCCGAGCCCACAGACAUCGGAGCAAGGACGUGGAGACUCCGGGGCUCCCGCGCCCCCUCUCCCUUCGCAGCUUGGCCCGGCUGCACGGUGCGGGCGCAGAGCCUCCGCCGUCCAAGGACGGGGACGGGGCGCAGACACCGCAGCUCUACACCACCUUUCUGCCUCCCCCUGACGGCGUGGCCCCGCCGGAGCUGGCCUGCCUGCCCACGCCCGAGUCCACGCCGGAGCUGCCGGUCAAGCGCCUGCGCCACGCCGGGAGCCCCUGGGAGUGGAACCAGAACGGGAACAAUGCCAAAGAGGCCCCGGGCCGCGCGCGGGGCGGGAACGCGGGGGGCGGCCCCGCGCCGCGCGUGCUGGUGAGGCCGCCGCCGCCCGGCUGUCCCGGGCAGGCCGUGGAAGUCACCACGCUGGAGGAACUGCUGCGCUAUCUGCACGGGCCGCAGCCGCCCAGGAAGGCGGCCGAGCCCCCGGCCAUGGCGGCCCUGACCUCGCGGGCGCUCCCGUCCGCCCCCGCCCCGGUCCUGUUUGCUGGCUCCAGCCUCCUCCCGCGGGAGUGCGGGCCGCCGCUGAGGCUGGACGUGCCCCCCGAAGGCCAGUGCACCGCCCCCUCCGCCCGGCCCGCGCUGUCCGCCCCGGCGCCCCGCCUGGGGGUCGGGAGCAGCCGGAGGAUGCCCUUCCCCACGCACCGCUCCCCGCCAGCCCUGCUCACCCGGGUCCCCUCGGGGGGGCCCUCCAGGUACUGCGGGGGCCCCGGGAGACAUCUCCUGUAUCUGGGCCGGCCGGAGGGCCACCGGGGCCGCGCCCUGAAGAGGGUGGACGUGGAGAAGCCCCCGCCGCCCCCGAAGCCUGCCCCGGCCGCGUCCCCCUCUCCGCAGGCCGUGCCCAGCGGCAGCCGUCUUCACGUCUAAGGGGAGCCGGCGCGUGAGGCCCGAGCCCACAAGGGACAGGAGCGUGUCCCCUCCGUGCCCCACACGCCAGCCUUCCCCGACUCCGCGAGCCCCCGGGGGCCCGGCCCGCCUCGGGUUUAUUUAUUGACUGUCUUUCCCCCUGUCCUCCAGAGAGGAGUGGGAGGUGAGAAGCUCGCCCCUUCAGUGAGCCAGCUUUUCGGGGGGAACUGGCGCCCUCCCACUCCCCUCUCCCUCAGCCGAGCUGCCUUAACUCGCCUCUGGGCUCCCUGCACAGACUGGGCCGCGGGCGGGCCGCAGGGCGGACGGACAGACGAACGGGGCCGGGGCCGCGCGGUGUGGAGCCCUCGGGCCUCCCGAGACACGCCUCCUCCUACUGUGUAGGAGCCUCGGCCUCCAGUACUGCUGUGUCCCCGAGCCGUGCCUAAGUGUCCUGGAGUGGAGGGGGCCGGUCCCAAGGAAUGGGGAUGGCCGCGGUCCUUCCGGGGUUCAUCAGGAAAGGUUUCCUGAAGGAGGCAAACAAAGAAAUGGUGUGUGGAGAUGAGCCGGGGCCCCGGAGACCCACGGCACCACCGAAGUGGUGGGGAGGGCGCUGGAGCACGUUUCUGCACCGAGGACGUUUUCGUAGCCUGUUCCAUGGGGGUGGG
Messenger RNA from Nyctereutes procyonoides (raccoon dog), 5780 nucleotides. RefSeq names its product semaphorin 6C (gene SEMA6C). Gene Ontology annotation, molecular function: semaphorin receptor binding; chemorepellent activity. Gene Ontology annotation, biological process: neural crest cell migration; semaphorin-plexin signaling pathway; negative chemotaxis. The coding region runs from base 2242 to 5136 and encodes 964 amino acids. The record is from RefSeq and is a predicted model, not a curated record. The transcript has 19 exons. NCBI's taxonomy places the organism in Eukaryota, Metazoa, Chordata, Mammalia, Carnivora, Canidae.